AGGGAGGGAGAGGAGAGUGAGGGACGCCGCCCGCCCGCCCGCCAUCCAGCCCGGCGUCAUGUCCAGGGCGGUGAUGUCGAGCCAACAGAAGAUCGCCGAGAAGCUGACAAUCCUGAACGACCGCGGGGUUGGUAUGCUCACCCGCAUUUAUAACAUCAAAAAGGCAUGUGGGAUCCAAAGGCAAAGCCAUCCUACCUAAUUGACAAGAACCUGGAAUCUGCUGUCAAGUACAUUGUCAAAAAGUUUCCAGUUGUUGAUACUCGUAACAACAGUCAACAGUUGUCACAACUACAUAAGGAGAAGCAAGACAUUUUGAAGAAUCUGGCACUUUAUUACUUCACGUUCGUAGAUGUCAUGGAAUUUAAGGAUCAUGUGAGCGAACUGCUGAACACUGUUGAUGCUUCCCAGGUUUUCUUUGAUAUUACUGUCAACUUUGAUUUAACUCGUAAUUAUUUGGAUUUGGUUGUAACCUACACAACACUAAUGAUAAUGGUGUCAAGGAUUGAGGAAAGGAAGGCAAUAGUGGGACUCUACAACUAUGCACAUGAAAUGUCACAUGGAGCCAGUGAUCGGGAAUACCCAAGACUUGGCCAGAUGAUUGUAGAUUAUGAAAAUCCUUUAAAGAAAAUGAUGGAAGAAUUUGUGCCACACAGCAAGUCUUUGUCAGAUGCACUGAUUUCACUCCAGAUGGUUUACCCACGACGGAACCUUUCAGCAGAGCAGUGGAGGAAUGCUCAGUUGUUGAGCCUAAUCAGUGCUCCUAGCACUAUGCUUAACCCUGCACAGUCUGACACGAUGCCAUGUGAAUAUCUGUCUCUGGAUACGAUGGAGAAAUGGAUUGUUUUUGGUUUUGUGCUGUGCCAUGGAACCCUAAACUCUGAUGCAGCAGCUCUGAACCUGUGGAAGAUUGCCUUGCAGAGCAGCUCCUGUCUUGCUCUCUUCAGAGAUGAAGUCUUCCACGUACACAAGGUUGCAGAGGACUUAUUCAUGAACAUUAAGGGCUACAACAAACGUAUAGCUGAUAUCCGAGAAUGUCGAGAGACGGCAUUAUCACAUGCUGGUCCACUGCACAGGGAGAGGCGCAAGUUCUUGAGAUCGGCAUUAAAAGAGCUUGCUACUGUUCUUGCUGACCAGCCAGGAUUGCUAGGCCCAAAGGCACUCUUUGUAUUUAUGGCUUUAUCUUUUGCACGUGAUGAAAUUAUCUGGCUCCUUCGUCACGCAGACAACAUUCCAAGAACUAGAAACAGUGAUGAUUUUAUUGAUAAACACAUUGCUGAGCUGAUAUAUUACAUGGAAGAGCUCAGAGCUCAUGUGCGCAAAUAUGGACCGGUGAUGCAGAGAUACUAUGUGCAAUACCUUUCUGGUUUUGAUGCAGUAGUUUUGAACGAACUUGUGCAGAAUCUUUCAGUAUGCCCAGAAGACGAGUCCAUCAUUAUGUCUUCUUUUGUGAACACCAUGACUUCCCUGAGUGUAAAGCAAGUUGAGGAUGGAGAAGUGUUUGAUUUCAGAGGAAUGAGACUGGACUGGUUUAGAUUGCAGGCUUACACUAGUGUCUCCAAGGUCCUCAAUCUCUCCGAUCACAAAGAGCUCGGAAAAAUGAUGAAUACGAUUAUAUUCCACACGAAAAUGGUAGAUUCCUUGGUUGAAAUGCUGGUAGAAACUUCGGAUCUCUCCAUCUUCUGCUUUUACAGUCGUGCUUUUGAGAAGAUGUUUCAGCAGUGCUUGGAGUUGCCUUCACAAUCGCGAUAUUCAAUCGCCUUCCCUUUGGUGUGCACACAUUUUAUGAGCUGCACCCAUGAACUGUGUCCUGAAGAGAGACACCACAUUGGAGAUCGUAGCCUUUCACUGUGCAACAUGUUUCUGGAUGAAAUGGCUAAGCAAGCUCGCAAUCUUAUCACAGACAUCUGUACAGAGCAAUGCACUCUCAGUGACCAGUUACUGCCAAAACAUUGUGCCAAGACUAUCAGUCAAGCAGUGAACAAAAAGUCCAAAAAACAGACUGGAAAGAAAGGGGAACCUGAAAGGGAGAAACCUGGAGUGGAGAGCAUGAGAAAGAACAGGCUACUGGUUACCAAUCUGGACAAACUUCACACCGCUCUCUCGGAACUUUGUUUCUCUAUCAAUUAUGUUCCCAAUUUAGUUGUUUGGGAGCACACCUUUACACCAAGAGAAUAUCUGACUUCACAUUUGGAAAUCCGUUUUACUAAAUCAAUUGUUGGGAUGACCAUGUACAACCAGGCUACACAGGAGAUUGCAAAGCCAUCUGAGCUGUUGACAAGUGUGAAAGCCUACAUGACAGUACUUCAGUCCAUAGAAAACUAUGUGCAGAUUGAUAUCACCAGAGUCUUUAACAAUGUUCUUCUCCAACAAACGCAACAUUUAGAUAGUCAUGGUGAACCCACCAUAACUAGCCUGUACACUAAUUGGUAUCUCGAAACUCUUCUGCGACAGGUCAGCAAUGGGCACAUUGCAUAUUUUCCAGCCAUGAAGGCUUUCGUGAACCUUCCUACUGAGAGUGAGCUGACAUUUAAUGCAGAGGAAUAUUCAGACAUCUCAGAAAUGAGGUCCCUUUCAGAGCUGCUGGGUCCAUAUGGAAUGAAAUUUCUUAGUGAAAGCUUAAUGUGGCACAUUUCCUCACAAGUGGCUGAACUGAAGAAACUUGUAGUGGAGAAUGUUGAUGUGCUAACACAAAUGAGGACCAGCUUUGACAAACCAGACCAGAUGGCAGCACUCUUCAAAAGAUUAACAUCGGUUGAUAGUGUUCUGAAGAGGAUGACAAUAAUUGGUGUUAUCCUAUCAUUUCGUUCACUAGCACAGGAAGCACUAAGAGAUGUUCUGUCCUGCCACAUUCCCUUUCUUGUGAGCUCAAUUGAAGACUUCAAGGACCAUAUUCCACGAGAGACUGAUAUGAAGGUUGCAAUGAAUGUGUAUGAACUUUCUUCAGCAUCUGGUCUGCCUUGUGAGAUUGAUCCAGCAUUGGUGGUAGCAUUGUCAUCCCAGAAGUCAGAGAACAUUAGUCCAGAGGAGGAAUAUAAGAUUGCCUGCCUCCUUAUGGUGUUUGUCGCAGUUUCUCUACCAACACUAGCCAGCAAUGUCAUGUCUCAGUAUAGUCCUGCUAUCGAAGGGCAUUGCAACAACAUUCAUUGUUUGGCCAAAGCUAUCAAUCAAAUCGCUGCUGCCUUGUUCACCAUUCAUAAGGGAAGCAUUGAAGACCGUCUUAAAGAAUUUCUUGCUCUUGCAUCUUCAAGUUUGCUAAAAAUUGGACAGGAGACUGAUAAAACCACUACAAGAAACCGAGAAUCUGUUUAUCUCCUGCUCGAUAUGAUUGUACAAGAAUCUCCUUUCCUGACAAUGGACCUGCUGGAGUCUUGUUUCCCUUAUGUCCUCCUCCGAAACGCAUACCAUGCUGUCUACAAGCAAAGUGUCACAUCUUCUGCAUAACCUGGAGCCUUCUAGAGGCAAGAUGUGAUUAACUGAGUGUUCUGCAGUAUUGGUUUGCAAACUAACUGUUGAAUUAUUUUACUUGAUCAUAUAAGAGCAGCUUUAUGAAACUCAUUUUUUCAUAAAUGUGCAUUGUAGACCAGUACAGUAGUUUCUUUUAAGGUCAUCAAUAUGCUUGACUGAUUUGCUGAAUAGUGGUAAAGCCGAGUUUUAUUUUAAAUAGCAGCUACAUUUGUUAAAAUUACACUACCAUAAGAUUGUUGGUUAAGUUUUUAAAAAUCAUCAAUCAUGCACAUGAAACAACUGUUUGAAAACCUCUCGUUCCUUAAUGCUGUAUUAAAAAUGCGGAGGAAAAUUCAUCUAGUGAUUAUUUUAGAUGGUGUUCUAGCUUUCUUCUGUGUGUAAAUUAUUUCAGGUAAUUAGGGGAAGAAGUGAUUUGUACCUGUUGCUUUCACAGUGAAUGGGAUGGGUGAUUAGUUCAUUUUGUGCAUUUAUUACAAUACUCUUUCCUUUCAUUUUAAAUGAUUGCAAUAUUAGUUACUCUAAUAAAGUACAUUACACUAUGUCAAACUUCUAUAGGAAUGCUGAAAGCUACAGAGACAAUUAUAGCAAUCCACUGCACAUUACUCUUAUAAACAACAGAAGUGAUGUUUGUACAAAGCAUAAUAUAAUUUUUUUUAUAAAACUAACUUCAGUGGAGACCUUGUUGAAUUUCACAUUACCAUUGUACCCUGUUGUAUGGUAUGAUAAACAUUCAUGAAUAUUUAUCAAAUACUGAUAAAUUGCUAGCCUUUAAUCUCUUUUAUAUGUUUUACAUUUUUCAAGUUUUUGUGUAUCUUCCAUAACGAACAAUAAAACACUAGGUUACUUCACAUCCA
Callorhinchus milii (elephant shark) is the source of this 4319-nucleotide messenger RNA. RefSeq names its product NCK-associated protein 1 (gene nckap1). The record is from RefSeq and is a predicted model, not a curated record. Gene Ontology annotation, cellular component: SCAR complex. Gene Ontology annotation, biological process: cortical actin cytoskeleton organization; cell morphogenesis; cell migration. NCBI's taxonomy places the organism in Eukaryota, Metazoa, Chordata, Chondrichthyes, Chimaeriformes, Callorhinchidae.